AAAUGGAUGAUCGAAAGUCAGAAAAAUUAAGUAGAGUGGAAUCAAAUUUAAGCUUUCAUGCUAAUAUUAACAAUACAAACCUUUUGAAUGAAACUUAAGAGUUAAUUCCUACUGCAUCAAAGCUACCUCCACAAGUACUAUGUGGUAUUUAUAUAUUAUGCUAAUUAUUACAACUAAUGAUUGGAUAUUCAUUAGUGUAAAAUAUUGAUGCAAUUACAAUUGCUACAUAAAGAUGCAUUGUAAAAGUAAUAAUGACUUUGAUGUACAUUCAAUUUUUCGACAAACGUCUUUUUCAGCUAGACUAAUCAUGUUUCAGAGUUAUAGCUGCUAUGGCAGGAUGUCAAGUUAUAGCUUCCUUAGUUGGAUUUUGGGCAAUGUAAUUACUUUUGUCAAUUAUUUAGGUAUUAUUUUCCAUUUUCAGAAAUAUGUGCUUUCCAUCAAUUAACUCCAGGUUAUAUUUAGGUGUUCAAUCAUUUUCUUUAUUAAGCAGGAAAUCAACUAAAUCUUGUAAUUUCUUUAAUGCAAACACUAUCAACUUUAUUAUUCGGUCAAAAUCUACUAUAUGUUUUCGUUUGCCUACUCCAACCGGUAUGUUUGGCAUUCUCUCAUGUAAUUAAAUUUCUGAUGAAUAAAUAACUUCCUUUUUUCACUUUGAUGCUUUACUAAAGUCUUUUUGGUUUACCAGUGUACAUUUUGCUAAAUCUUAUGGCUUAAGAAGUGUAAAAUAUUUUCUCAGGAGCAUAUUUUCUGUAAAUUAUUUAUCAUUACUUUUUAGAGAAAUUACAUUUAUGACUAUUUUAUAAAUGAUUGCUUAUGUUGCUUAAAAUGAAAUUUAAGCUUAAAAGACAAUUAAAAUGUGGAUUCUACCUGGAGCAGUCACAAUAUUAUCUUUAUUUGUUUAAUUAGGAUACCAUUAAGUUGACUUGAAUUAUGGUACUCUUUCUAUCAUUUUUAUUGUGUUUACAUCAAUUAACAAUGAGAAAUGA
This is a messenger RNA of Paramecium sonneborni, 986 nucleotides long. NCBI's taxonomy places the organism in Eukaryota, Ciliophora, Oligohymenophorea, Peniculida, Parameciidae. The record is from the annotation of a GenBank genome assembly.